CAACUUGCAACACCAGACAAGUCCUUCUCUUGUACUGCUUUACAGCACAUAUAAUUAUACACUCACAUAGAUUUAUAAUCUCCCUUUUUUCCCUCUUCUUUGUCUUUGUCUUUAAUUUUAAUUUUAAGUUUUCUUUUCUUAUUUUAGCAAGAUUUUAAUUUCUGGGGUUGUUACCUUCGUUAAUAAUCAAUCAUCAAAAGGAAUUUUACAAUAGUUUUCCACUCCGUAUUUUAAAUUCGACCCAAUAAUCAUAGUUUGGUUUGGUGGGUGACAAUUUAUUUUUUCACGGUCUUCAAUAUUUUCUAGUCAAUUGGGUUUAAACUUUAUAACAUUGACUUAAAUGCUUUCUUUUUCGAUUUCACAUUAGUUAUUGCAACGUUUGAAGUUUCACGGCUGUCUUAUUACGUGCAACUUCGACAAAAUUCGGGGUUACUGUUGCAAUUUCACUCGAUCAAAACACAAAAUAACCCAAGAAUGAAUUGAAUUGAAGAAUUGAAAGAGAGGAAAAAAAGAGAGAAACUUAAUUGUUUUUGUUGUAAGAGAGUGGUUUUGUGGUUGUGUGAGUGUGUCGGCGCUGGGUCACUUUCUGUCAACAUUGUCUUGUAUAUCCAACAACAAGAAGGAGGCGCAUUCUUAUUUUCUCUCUCCUCCAUCUUCUUAUACCUUAACAACCUCUUUCAUUAAACUUUUAUUUAUUCCAAAGUUUUCAACUUUGAUGAAGUGGAUUCAUUAGCUGCCCAAAGUACCCAUUUUAUUUUUUUUGGGUUUCAUUCGGCGCUUGGUUUGAUUCUGCUGUUUUUUUUUUUUUUUUUUUAAUAGUAUCCUUUUUAGUUUUUAUAUAUAUAUUUUUGAUGAUUUUUGGAGUUUAAUAAGAACACCCUUUUGUCAAUGGCUUGCCCAAUUCAUGAAUUUUUGGUGAAUUUUGAAGUGGGUGUUGUUUAGAAUUUGAAGAUCAAAUGUAAAUUUGGUGGGUUUUUGCAAAUGCAGCUAAUUUUUUCAGAGAUACUCCCCAAAUUUUAUUAUUUUCUGCCAUUUCAGGCUUAGAUGAAUGAUAGCUUCUACUAUCAUUUGUAGCUGAAUUGGCUUGAGUGCCAAAUGUCAAGGCAACUUGUAGUUAUAGUAGGAUUUGCUGCAGGAGCUGUGGCGUUUUUGAUAAUAGUUGGGUUGCUUAUAUGGUUUUGCUGUUUCCAUAGUCGUAGAGCUUCGAGAACUUCUGAGACUGGUUCUUCUGAGCCUUCUUAUCAAGUAGGAAAAUCUGGUGGCAUUGAGAUGUCUUUUCGAGAAGCAAGGCGCUUUGACUGGCAAGAACUUUGUGCCGCUACAAAAAAUUUCAGCGAACAAGGUCUGAUUGGCGUAGGAAAGUUUGGAGAGGUUUACAAGGGUCUGCUUACAGAUGGUGUGCUAGUCGCCAUUAAAAAACGGUCUGUUGCACCUACUCAGGAGUUUGUUGAAGAGGUACGCUAUCUUUCAUCAAUUCAGCAUCGGAACAUUGUGACACUCUUGGGAUACUGUCAAGAUAAUCAUCAACAAAUUCUAGUUUAUGAGUACAUACCUCUUGGAAGUGUUUCCAGUCAUCUAUAUGGAGCUGCUCAUGUUUCACGAGAGAAGCUGGAAUUCAAACACCGGUUGUCAAUAGCUCUUGGGGCAGCUAAAGGUUUGGCUCAUCUUCAUUCCCUUAGCCCGCGCUUGCUACACAAGGACUUCAAGACCUCAAAUGUGCUUGUUGAUGAAAAUUUUGUCGCGAAAGUUGCAGAUGCAGGAAUCCGGAAUUUUCUUGGAAGAUCAGAUGCAGCGGGUACAUCUUCUCAAGUGGAUGCCGAUGAAAUUUUUCUUGCCCCAGAGGUGAAAGAAUUCAGACAAUUUUCUGAAAAAAGUGACGUGUACAGUUUUGGGGUUUUUCUCUUGGAGUUGGUCUGUGGACAGGAAGCAAGAGAAUCAUACUCUCCGGACUCUAACCAAACUUUGGUAGAACGAGUGCUAAAUUACCAUGACUUCAGUACUGUUUCUACCAUGGUUGAUCCAAGAAUGGGGAACAAAUUCACGGUGGAAGGGAUGGAAGAGUUUGUACAGUUGAUUGUCCGUUGUAUAGACCCCUCUAGUGAACUCAGACCCGGAAUUAGUUAUGUGGUUACAGAACUUGAUCAGAUAUUGGAGAAAGAAAUGAACUUAACUACAGGCAUGGGGGAAGGAACCCCAACAGUUACACUCGGGAGCCAGCUUUUUAGGGCUUUGAAAUAAAAAGGGCAUAAAGAUUAUUCAGCCACAACUAUUUCUAGUGUGAUUCUUGUUAAAUAUUUCUUCAUUCAUCUCGUCUAUCUUUUACUCUAUAUCUUCAUUUAUUCAAGGGAAAAAAAGGUUGUCAAAGGGACAAGCAGUUGUUUGAUAAUUGUAUAAAGAACAGCUGUAACAAUUUUAUUUUUUUUAAUGAUUUUUUUCCCCUUCAAUUUUAUGUAUGUAUCCCAUCAAAAGACCUUAUUCUAAACAAUUAUUUGUUUGUUAAUAUAUAGGUUUGAAGUUUGAUGAGAAUUUGUUCA
Chenopodium quinoa (quinoa) is the source of this 2534-nucleotide messenger RNA. Its product is annotated as probable leucine-rich repeat receptor-like protein kinase At5g49770. Bases 1096 to 2238 code for a protein of 380 amino acids. Gene Ontology annotation, molecular function: protein kinase activity; ATP binding. NCBI's taxonomy places the organism in Eukaryota, Viridiplantae, Streptophyta, Magnoliopsida, Caryophyllales, Amaranthaceae. The record is from RefSeq and is a predicted model, not a curated record. The transcript has 8 exons. Gene Ontology annotation, biological process: protein phosphorylation.